Musca domestica (house fly) is the source of this 4983-nucleotide messenger RNA. RefSeq names its product E3 ubiquitin-protein ligase RNF123 (gene Kpc1). NCBI's taxonomy places the organism in Eukaryota, Metazoa, Arthropoda, Insecta, Diptera, Muscidae. The coding region runs from base 255 to 4244 and encodes 1329 amino acids. The record is from RefSeq and is a predicted model, not a curated record. Gene Ontology annotation, cellular component: cytoplasm. The transcript has 16 exons. Gene Ontology annotation, molecular function: ubiquitin-protein transferase activity; protein binding.
UCAGUGCAGUGUGACAGUGACAAGUGUAACAGAGCGGAUGUAAACUUCCGAGAGACGGUCUCGGGUUUUCAAUUUUUUUCCGAGUAUAUACAUAUAUUCAAAGCUGUUCUUAAAAAUUAAAAUUUAAAAAAAAUUCUCUAAAUUGGAAUGUCGAGAAAAUUGCAAAUAAAUUUGUAACAAAUUCGUUCGUUUUGUUAAUAAAUUUACAACAAUAAGAACAAAAGGAAGAGCAGUGCAAAAACAACACAAACACCAUGUCUAUUGCAAAAUUAUUUGUUAAAGUUUUCGGUGAAGAUAUUUUCACAAGUCUAAAUCCGGAGGGUGAUGAUGAUGAUGACGAAGCCAAAAGGCCUACCUCGGGAGCUGGAGCCUGCGAUGGUGGUGGUCUUACAUUGCCAGAUUCUAAAUUUAGCCAAUUAUCUUAUUGCAGACAAAUGGUUUUGGUGAAGUCAUGGCUGAAGGGAAAACUCGAGGAUAUAGACAACAGCUGCCGUGAUGCCGUCUUGCAGCAACAAUUGGAAAUGCGGUCAAGGCUAGGACCGGAAUUUGUCAUAUUCGAUAUUGAUUUUUCAUCAACGGUGCGCAUAGCCAACGACCGUUUGACGGUCCGUUCGCAGGGUAGUUUCAAUACGAUAAAAGCCAAUGUUUGCGUUUUCGGCGGUCGUUGGAUGUAUGAGGUUCAGCUACAUACCAAGGGAGUGAUGCAAGUAGGCUGGUGCUCCAAAAAAUGUGUCUUCAAUGAAAAUAGCGGUGUGGGUGACUCGAAACUCAGCUAUGGCUACGAUGGCAGUAAACAACAAAGUUGGCAUAUAUCCACGGCAAAAUACGGUGAAAAAUGGCAGAUUGGCGAUAUCAUUGGCAUAACACUGGAUAUUGAAAAUGAGGAGAUAUCCUAUUAUCGCAACGGCAACUCCAUGGGUGUGGCAUUUUGCAAAUUAGAAAAAGGUCCCGGAAUUACAUUCUUUCCCGCAAUAUCCCUCGGCUAUAAUCAAAGUGUUCAAGCCAACUUUGGCAAUAAUCCAUUUAAAUAUCCAGUGGCGAAUUUUAUGCCUCUAAUGGCUGAGCCCAUAGUUAAUUUACAAAAAGCUGAAUUGUUAUUAAACUAUUUGGUUAAUAUGUCCAGCAUUGUGGCCCGCUACAAUCAUGAGAAAAGCAAGAAAAGUAAAGAGGAUAAACUCUCCACCAAGAAGACAGUUUAUGUGGUAUUUUGUACGCUUAUCAUUGAGCAUUUGUCUCCACUGCUAUUCAAUAGCUAUAUUAUUGAGAGUAAACUAUUGGAGACCAUACGUCAGGUGGGGCAGAGGAGAUGUGAAACAGAUUCUAUACAACCCGGCCACUCGGAAAGUCCCUUGGGUGCUUUGUUGGAUAUUUUAUGGAAUUACCUCGAAGUGGAGGAAAUGAAAUAUAUUUUGAAAAAGCUGGCAAAUUCCUUGUUGUGUGAAUAUACCCAAACCAAUAAGGGUCUAGAUUAUGGCCAACAAUGUGAGGCAUUGCAAACGUUAAUCGGGCUAUGCAAUCACAGGCGCUGCCGUAAAAUCUAUUUGGAAUUUAAAUUUUUCAAAAAACAUUUCCUGGCUUUGUUAAUGUAUAUACGACCUCCGGAAUUUACCUUCAUGCAAACUCUGAUACCCGAUCACUUGGCAUGGACGGCGGGCAUUGGUGGUCCAAAACAUAAAUACAUGUCCAUGGUGGAGAAAAUUGCCAAAUCCACAGAAUUAGUAUAUGUCCUACAAAAGACAUUAUUGCUUACCCUGCUGGCCAAUGAUGAUGGGGAUGCGCUGACGCCAUCUAGUCGCAAAAUAUUUUUGGCCAAGCUACGUAGAUAUGUAAUGGAUUUGAGUAUGGAACAAAGGCCCUUCCACUCGAUAUUCUUCAUGCAAUCGAGUAUAUUACAUCCCAUUGAGAGCAUUGUGGCUUUGGCAUUUAUAUGCAUACUCAUCGACGUCACCAAGACAGCCUUUGAAAAGGAAAUGACUGGAAAACCGGUGGAAAUCUCCCCUAGCUAUUUCUAUGAUGGCAGUUUUGAAUAUCAACACUUUGAUAGAGUGGGUGGUGUUCUGUCGCAUUUGCGUAAAGUUCAUCGCAAUGAUAUCCAGCAACAUUUGGGUGUGGAAAGGACACUGGAAUUGUUGGAAGAUGAUCGUUUGAUUGUGCGCGUGGCUGAUGUGUAUGGUGAAGCCGUUUCCAUUGUGGGCCGUCCAAUUGGCAGCAAUUCAACAGCCUACACAACCUUCCUAAAUCCACGUAUCAAUCAGGUGUUUGAGGUCAAACCGGGCAAUAGUAAAACUGAAGCUUCCCUAUAUGACUUAUUGGAUCUAUGUGUCUUAUAUUACUAUUGUGUGGGUCACAAAUAUAUUGUUAAGAUCGCUUCGGUACGCGAUGAAAUAGCUGCCUUAAAUGAUGUACUGUUGGAAACCAAAUACUAUCGUGAAGAUGUGGAGAAAAAGUUGCAGGUAUUGGAAGAUCAUGCCAGUGUCUGUAUGGAUGAGCAGCACAGUCAUGUGGUGUCGGAAUUGAGAACCAAAUUUAGUCAAAGGGAGAAUGUUUUUGCGAAACGUUCCAUAGAAUUGGCCCGCAAGCAGGCUUGGUAUCGGGCCGUUGCCUUGGGUCCCAAGAGGCGAUCCCUGUUAAUAUGGCUGCUGGAUAAGGCUCUGAAGACUUUAAAUGCCUCCUCCAGAGAGGGUCCCUUGUUUGCAUUUGUGCCCGAGGUCUAUGUCAAUAUUUUACCCAUACUCUUGGAUACUGUCAUGGAUUUCAGCAAUCAUGAUUUGGUUGUGCAAUUUGAAAUGCAAGAUUCGGAGUGUGUCAUCAAUGCUGUGGCCAAUUUUCUAAGUCUUCAUUCGGCAGAUCCUCGUAUCGUUUUGGCUUCCUGUAAGGAUUCUUUGUUACAGGCCUUGGGCACGUUGACCUGUCACAAGGGUGGUAUACAGGCCUUGGAACAAGCACCAAUGAAAAGUCAAAUGGCCUUGGUCAAUGCCUUGUUGCGUCCCUAUGAAAGUCGUGCCUGGGGUCAAAGUAAUUGGCUAAUAUUACGUUUCUGGCUUGGCCAGGGUUUUGCCUAUCGUGAUGCACGCCAACCCUGUGUCUGGCAGGGUGGCAAUUCACCCUUGCAUUUCGGGCUAUGUCGUUCACGUUCGAAGAAUGAAACCCACACGGGGUUGUUGCACAACAUUGCACCGGCAAAUCCUUCCAAACAUUAUCAAAAUUUGAUAGGUCAGAAACUGACCGAAGAUGAGCCAUUUGCCACGGCAUUUUUAAACUCGGUGCUAAGUCAAUUAAACUGGGCCUUUUCGGAGUUCAUACUACUACUGCAGGAGAUCCAAAACACCGCCCACCGCCAAGAAAACACCAAAUUCGAGCCAAAACAACUGAAAAUAUGUUCCAUGUGUUUUGAAUUGACCGUCUCGUUGAUGCGUUGCCUGGAAAUGAUAAUAACCGUGGCGCCAGACAUUUUCCACGACCCCUGCCGAGCCAAUAGUGACUUAGUCUUGAAUCGUGUCUGCCAGCUAAUAAGUCAGGUGUUGUCCAGGGUAACAGUUCCGCCGGGUUGUUUCCAAUUCGUUGUGGAUAUGUGUUCCUCUUCGCUGAAUGCGGUAACACAUUUUCCCAUAAUUACCGCCGCAUUGGGUAUUCUGUUGGCCCUGUUCAAGGAGGAAAUUGACAACGAUAAAAAUCCAUCCAAGGUCACCCGAGUUUGUCGCGCCCUCUUGACUGACCCCAGCUUUCAGUUUGCCAAUUUGGAAUUCGCGUUGGGCGAAAUAAAAACUCCCAUUCUGCAGCAAAGUGAAAUUCCUCGCGGCAACUUUGAUCCCUCCACAAGGGCUCACAUUGAUCCGCUUACCAAUGAUGUACGGAUACCCCAACCAACUACCUCCAGCCUGAAAAAGAUACGAGCUGAUCCUCCAAUAUUGAAAUUUAGUUUGAAUGAUUUUCCCAGCCACGUGACCAGUGAAGAAAUUGAAAAAGUCAAAUUCCUGAUUGAUAUGCUAAAGGCCAAACAAUCACUGCUAUCGGACAUAACUUUACCCUCAGAAGACUCGCUGUGUCCCAUUUGUUGUGCCAAACCCAUAGCAGUGCUCUUCACACCCUGUAAACAUCAAUCGUGCAGCAAUUGCAUUUUACAGCAUCUAAUGAAUUCCAAGGUGUGUUUUUAUUGUAAAACACCCAUACAGACCAUAGAGGCCUCAGAUGGUUCGGUUAUAUAUCAUAAUGCGGAAUAUUUACAAACGCCGGCAGUGUUUUAAAUAUCUAUUUUCUUUUUUAAGAAAAAUUAAAGAAAACCCAAAACAAGAAUCAUGAAAAUGACCCACCCUUUUUUUAAGAACUACUACAAUCUCAUAAAUUUAUUCUAGUCACUAUUCCAUUAAGACACUUGUUCAUUGUUAGUAUUAUUCAGUUUUGUUCAAAUUAAUUAUUUUUAGUACUGCUGCAAAAUCAAGCUGCAAACAAACAAACCUACAUACCUUUUACACUGCCUAAUAUAUAUUUUUUGUUAAAAAUUAGGACUCUAUCCCUUAUCUAUUUUAUUAAAAAAAAAAAAACAAUUAUUGUUAAGUAUUUUUAUGAAAACCCAAAACAAAAACACUCAAAAUUAAGCUUUAAAUGUUCUUCAAAAUUAGAUAUUGUGAUACACAAAAAAUUGGUUACAUAGAUAAAAAUUAGCUUUUCUUGGAAACUCAUUUUCGAAAAUUAAAAGAAAACCUAACAAAUUAUUGCAUUUAUUAUUAACGACUGUAAAUAACUAUUUUUAUAAUAAUAACAUAAUAAUUACAAAAGAUCUCUUACACAAAUUUAUGGAAAUCAACAAAAGAAGUAACGAAAAUGAAAAGCAACCGCCACAUAUUAUUAUUAUAAUUAAAAGAAACGGAAAAAAUAUACAAUAUUUUGCUUGCAAAGCUUUUUAAAAUAUAAAAAAAUUAUUUUCCCAUACAAAAAUCAAUAAAACUGCCAUUGGUAAUCUAUUGAAAUAUCAUAUACAUUAAA